Messenger RNA from Rhizopus microsporus ATCC 52813, 1599 nucleotides. RefSeq lists its product as uncharacterized. The transcript has 6 exons. The record is from RefSeq and is a predicted model, not a curated record. Bases 1 to 1599 code for a protein of 532 amino acids. NCBI's taxonomy places the organism in Eukaryota, Fungi, Mucoromycota, Mucoromycetes, Mucorales, Rhizopodaceae.
AUGGCAGAAGACACAGAAUGGCACACGGUUUCAAAUCACAAACACGCUACUCACCACCCUACAUCCCCUCCUCAAAACAGGAAUAGACGCCAGUCAAAGCCAAAGAUCCACAGUCAUCAGACAGCCACCGGUUCAAACAGUGGAAAAGACAAGAAGCCUGCCAACAAAACGUCUGAAUCAGGUAAACCACAGGCCUCGAAAUCGGCCACAACCCACUCGAAAAAGCACUCUCAUGGAAAAAAGCCUCAACCCAAGCGAUCUACCUCGGUAAAGAAACCAGCAGCAUCUCGAGGUAAAAGCAAUCCGUUCCAUGCAGCUGAACAAGACGAAGAAUCUGAAGAAGAGGACGCAGAAGGACACAUUGAUCCUAUUGAUUUACCGGUUCCUCCUUACCAUACAACCACUUUUGUCACAUGUCCAUUUGAUAACUGCGAGACUCCGGCGCCCUUCUUGGAUACGACUUCGCUUGUGACACAUCUAAAGCAGGCUCACAAGCUUGUCUUUAAGAAUCUUCAUCAUAUGUAUAAUUCACUGGAUGCUUAUCUACAGCAAUGGGCAAAGGAGCUUGAGAAUAAACCACUUGAAGAAUAUGGUCAGACUGACCCCCAAGAAGAAGGCAUAUAUAUCAUUAGUCCUGAAAAGUGUAGCUUGGAUAAAGAGAUGAGAGAAAAGAUCAAUAGAACAAAGCUGAAUGAGGUCUUAAAAUUCCAACAACAUGAGCGUGAAGUAGAGUCAAAGUGCCCAAGAAAGUGUUUAUUUUGCAAGAUCGUAGGAGAAGACAGAACAUCCUUGUUCAAGCACAUGUUUUCUGAACACAACUUUAAUAUUGGCUUACCAGACAACCUUGUUUAUGUCACUGAAUUUUUGGAUACUUUAGAAGCAAAACUGUCAAAUCUUCAGUGCCUUUAUUGUGAAAAGAUCUUUACCAGUCCAGCCGUUCUUCGUAAGCACAUGAGAAAGAAGAAGCACUUCAAGGUGGCAGCCAAGAAUCGACAGUAUGAUCGAUUUUAUGUAAUCAACUACUUAGAACCAGGAAAGAAUUGGGAAAGCUUCGAGCGUGAAGCUUAUGAAAGCGAAGAUGAUGAUAAACGAGAAGAAACAUGGGAUGAUUGGGAGGAGGAUGAGCCGGAGUCGACCAUGUGUUUAUUUGAUACAACUGUGUUAUCUUGUCCAAAGGAUAUACUUGAACAUAUGAAGACUGAGCAUGAAUUUAACUUGAGUCAAAUAAGAAAAGAUAAAGGCCUUGACUUUUAUCAAACUAUUGUUCUCAUCAAUUACAUCCGUCAUCAAUCCUCACUCAACACUUGCUUUUCAUGUGGAUCCGUCUUGGAAAACCUAUCUGAUUUACCAGCACAUUUGAAAGAAAACAAAUGUAUCACCAAGUUGUCUACGGAUGCAGAGUUUUGGAAAGAUCCCAAAUAUCUCAUGCCCACAUAUGAAAAUGAUCCACUUUUGACUGGAUUUGAAGAGGACGAUAACAACUUGGAGGAAGAGGAUUUAUUAGAGAUAUCAGAGGCUGAAGCGAAUAAGAAGUUUUUACAUCAAGUAAUGGAAAAAUCGCUUUCUAUCUCUGACGAUACUAUUCUAGAUAAUAAAUAA